Molecule: messenger RNA, 11948 nt
Organism: Xenia sp. Carnegie-2017
Lineage: Eukaryota; Metazoa; Cnidaria; Anthozoa; Malacalcyonacea; Xeniidae
Exons: 7
Coding region: 642-11819 (3725 amino acids)
Cellular component (GO): plasma membrane; cytoplasmic vesicle
Source: RefSeq, a predicted model, not a curated record
CUAAAUCCAAUCCAUCAAGAUUCCAGCAAAGAAGUUUCAGCAUCCUAGACCUACUUAUCAAUCAAUAAGAAGUGAACUAUAAUAUGAAUGAUUGACAAUGUUCACAAAUUUCCAAAAUACUUCUAUCAUCUUUGGUAGAAUAACUAGAAUUGUAAAUUUUCUUAAAUGACGUCACGCUUGAAAUUGAUUUCACGCAGCUAAAUGAAGCCAUUGAUUCCGGACUAUUUCGGUCCGUUGGUCACCUUUUUGACGAGGUUCUGGUCAAUAAACAUAACACUGGUGUAUCUUCAAAUGAUUUCCACGUUUGUAUCUUAAACAUAAAAAAAAACUUCUUAAGAAAAAAGUAUAUGAGCAACGACUAUAGUCGGACAUUACGCUAUCUAAGUUAUUUGUCGUAUAAGAUGUGUUCUUAAACAUUGUAUAUUUAAAGCUGUGACAUGUUUAAAACACGUCACCCUUCGAUUCCUAUGGCACAGUGGCGUCAUAUGUCCUGAACGACUUACUUCGCUCCAAUAAGCAGCGCAAACUUCCACAAAAUGAGAAAUAUGAGAAUGUUAUAAAGAAAUAUCCGUAUGCAAGAAAAGAAAUGAAAAUAUACGACUGAGUUUUGUAAAGAUUGUCUCGUUUUGCGCAGUUAUGGUAUGUUUUGGAGACAAAACGUUUUUUAUUCGUGUAUAAAGGUGCUUUUAACUUACACCGUUGUUUUGGCAGCUUUAUGUAUUUAUGUGACAAGGGCGAGGGACAUCAUUCAUCCAAAAAAAGCUGUUUGUAAAUUUGGAUCGCACUUUUUUCGCUUUACUGGACCGCUGACAUUUAGCGAAGCGAUCCGUGAAAGAAAGAUUUUCAAUCACUGGACACAACACGCGAAGACAUCAAUCAAAAGUAAGCGAUGUUUUGCAUGGUGUUGUAAGAGAAUAUGGUGUCAAAAACGGGCAGGCAUAGAAAAGAUUUGUCUCCAAAGUAAGGAAGAAAUACGAUUAAGAUGUUACUCUAACUGUUCUAUAACUGACAAAGAAAAAGUAUGGAAAGGUAAAAAUACUUCAUCAAGAAGGAAAAAACGUUCAAUUAACUCUCAAGAGGGAAAUAAAAAGGCAUUCAAGAGAAGAUUGACGAGGAUCAGAUUUAUCAAAGUAAGAGAGAUUCAUCCAGAUAUUGCACCAUCAUACUUUCACCAACGAAAACAUAAUGAAGAUAAAACAAAUAGAUCUGCACAUAGCAUAAAACAUAAUGCAACUCUCCUAGCCAAGAUCAUCAAUGAUGUCAAUCAGAUAUUAGAAAUAUUAGACAAAAGAACGCCAGAUUUUAUGCAAAAGCCAAACCUAAAUCCUAAUAUCACAUGUUCUGCUGGUUAUAAUUGUAUGAACGUUACAUUUCAAAGUGAUGAAAAAAGGAAACGUCAGAAUCCUAUCAAAAGUUACUCUGACGAUGAUUUUAAGCCAAAGAAUUAUGUUAUUAACGAAACCAACAAUGCUUCUUUUGCUGUUUCUAAAUUUAAAAAUGGUGGAAAUGUUGGUGACAACAGUUUUGUUAAAGAUAUUAAUAUUGGGGAUAUUCAAAAGAAAAGACAAAACUUUGACAAUAGUUUUGACAGAAAAAAUGUUACAAAGAGUAGUCGAAUCAAUGAUGAAAGAUUAAAUGAUUUUGUAAAUGAGAUGGAAAUAGAGCUUAAUGAUUUACUCUUACAACUUACCUCUGAAAGCUCCAAUGAAAAAGAUGACACGACUCUUUUUGACGCUGCGCAAGAAAAAUACUUAAAACAGGAUGAGAAUAUGCUUGAUAUGAUAUCAAGCAUAUUAAAAGAUCAAUCAGAUAACGAUGUAAGACUGUUUGAAAACAGUGGAAUUCAGUCCAACCUUUCAAAAUUGGCAGCAAUAAAAUCGAAACAAACAGAUAUACAGCAAGAACACCUCUUGCAUAGAAAGCAUGUUUUGUUGCACUCACAAGUUCCUUCAGGGUAUUUACCCAAAAAACUCUCUCCUUUUAAUAAUUCGCUUGAAUAUUUCAAAGAAACAAAUAAUAGUUUCUUUGCGAGUUCAGAUUUCCAUGGAGCUCAACCACACAAUUCAAGUUUUCGCAAUGCAUUUCCAAUUUCAAUAACAAAAACUAUUAGCAAAUCAAAUCCUGAUAACUCGACAAAACGAAACCUUAUUUCGUCAAAUCAUAGCCAUGUCUAUGUAAUAACAAAGAGAAUUUUUGAAGUUGGGAAAGCUGCUAUUGAAGCAGGCAAGAACAUGAUCUUGGCCAAAAAAUCUCCCUUGAACAAAGAUAAAAUUUAUGAUAUUGUUGGAACACGAAAUGUUACCUCGGUUGGGAAGUAUUUGAUAAAAAUUGGUGAAGAAUUACUGAAACGAGGUGAAGGAAUGAGUUCUGUUUUUAACAGAACAAUACCGUUAAGUCAAAAGAUUGGGAAAGGAAAUGCUCAGAAUUUUGAAAAAGAGCCAAAAAGGGGUGAAAAAGGGACUAAUGAAAACCAAGGGGAAAAGUCUUUAAGAAACGUGUCUAAAGAUAUAAAUCUUGAUACAAAGUGUAAUGUUAUCAAUGUACAUCACAAUUCCUUUAUAAGAGGUGGCUUUAGUGGAGGUUUAUUUGUUCCAGCUGGUCGAGUUCAACAUCCAGAAGAGUGCGGAAAGCUGUGUUGUGGUUAUUUAAAAUGUGACAUAGCGCUUCUUCUCGAUGAGGAAUGCUACAAUGUAGAGUGCUUUCAUGCAACGCUUUGUGAAAUCGUUCCACGUUGGAGCUCGCUGGAGUUUACUUCCAAAAUCAUUAGCAUACGAAGAGAACACCAAAUCGAAUACAGCUUGAACAAGCCCUUACAACUUAAAACAAGUAAAACAACUAGUUCGUCGAUGAGCGAGAAAAAUCUAGGGUUGAAAGGCAUUUCUUCUAUUAAAAAUGAAAGAAUUAAUGCCAAAACCAAACUCUCAAAGGAGGAAACGAAUGCAAACAGCUCACAUCCGGAAAUGGGUCGACCAUUUCAUUCACAAACUUCAGCAAAGAAGGGUAUAGGCAUAAAUAAAGAUGACAUAAAAACCACCAACGAAAAAGAAAGAUUACAUGCAAGGAACUCUACAAUAGAGAAAGCGAAACGAAAGAAAAUUACAUGCCUCCACGAUGCUGACAAUGGCAAUGAUGCUCUUAAACCAGGACAGUGGAAACUUAGUGGUAAAACAAACGUAAGUAGUGAAUGUGGAGGCUUGUGUUGUUUACAAAAUGGCUGUAAUGUGGCAUUUCAAAUUGGGAAAUUUUGCUAUUCCCUUCAUUGCUAUGAGGAUAAACGCGGAUGUGUGUCUCUUGCUUUACCAAUUGGCUUAUCCUAUCUUCAUCAUAUAAGGCAAAAUAAAAGUUUGUUUACACUAAAUAGUUUGAAUAAAGUUUUUGUAAAUGACGGGGCAAAAACCUCAUUAAAACAUGACAAAAGACCUAGGGAAGUUCAACGAAAUUGGGUUGGAGAUAAAAUCAAAACUAAAAAAACAGAGCAGAAAAAAAAUCAAAAGGAGAAAAAGCAAUCUAAAGUAAUUCAAGUCAGUCAUCACAGCUACGAGAAAAAGAACAAGAAGAAACCUUUUUUCUCUGAGAUGAGCAAAAGAUUGAUGACGAAUAAUCUAAAAACUACCAAGAUCAAUAAAAAGAAGCCUAAAGAGAUGCACAAUCAUAUAAAAUUAUCAACUCAUAAUAAGCAUUUUGCACAUAUUGCGUGGCUCUCGAAACGACAUCCAUCCGAACUUCCACCUUUUUUGAACAAAGGAAAUGGUGUUUUAUAUGAUUUCUACAAUAACAGCGAUAAUGAUACAGAAUGGCAUGAAGCAUCGUAUGUACUACAAACUGUAAAUGGAUCCUAUAAAAAUAUAUCACAAAGUAAGUUAAAAGAGCAAGAAAACACAACAAACGAAAAUUAUAAACUUAGUAACAAAACAGAUUACUCCCGUUUGAUAAAAGCCAAAAAAAUAGAUACUCAAAUUGCCACUACUGAAACAAACCGUAUGAAUGGAUUCCGUUUAACAGACACCAAUCUUUCGUGCAAUGAUAACUUUUGUAUGAAGUACAACUCACAAUUAUUAAUGAAACAUAAACGUCCUUUAAGGAAUUUUCCAGUUACAAAAAUGAACGAUACAAAUGAGAGUAAGGCUGUUCAUUUGAAGAAUAUGACAAAGAAAAAUUACAUUUCGUAUCGUCUUCAAGGUGCGCAUGGAGAUAUCAUUCCUAAAUUUAAAAAUAUUCAUGUAAAUAAUGGCAAUGAGUUAAAACAUAUUUGUCGUAAACAUGAUUUGCAUGGAAAGAAUGUCAAUGGUAAUAAGAUAUUGAAACCAGAAAAACAGGAGUUAGAUGGUAAAAACACGAUGAGAAGCUCUCCGCCAACUAAAGAACAAUUUCAUGGGAACGAGAUGUGGCCUUGGAAAAUAUCAUUUAAUGAAAGCAUGAAAGGAGUCAGGAAUUUCAGUCUUCCACAUGAUGAUGAAGAAAAUGUUCAUUUUCUCUAUUCUUCGCCUCUAAUGAGAGAAGUAUCAAAAAAGCUCACAAAACCUAAAAAGCAUCUGAUAUUUGCUCCAAGUAUGUCUAGUAAACGUAGAAAAAUGAAUUCAAAGGACAAUAGAAAAAAUAUGCCAUUCAGUCUGAUAAUUUCUAACAUGACGACCGAUGAAAAUGGUGAGCCAAACAGAACAAAAAUUAAGAAUCACACGUACUACGAAGCUUUAUCGGAAAAAUUGGAAAACAUAUCCAAAAAUUCUUUGCUGAAAAAACUUGAAAGAGGAAACCAGACAACAGAGAAUUUCAGAAAAAUUGCACAUAAAGCAUCAAUUGACAGUAAGCAUAUUCCUCCUAAUAGUCAACACUUGAUAAACAAUGUCACAAAAGUUAAAAAAGGUGGUAAACGUAUUCCUGCGAAUAGAAAACAAGCAAUUGCAACCAAACGUAAAAAGGAUAUACUUGAUGAUAUUGGGAAUGAGCAAAAUUUUACAACUGAAGAAAUAAAUGAAAAUUAUAAAUCUAGAAAUACAUUUAUUAAGAAUAGUAAGUCUAAGGUUGAAAGAGACACGACAAUAAAAGAAAACAGACGAGAGGAAAAAACAAACAAAAUGCAAAGAAAAGUUGAAGACAAGGAAAGACCGAGACACAAAGAAAAAGUGUUGAAAAAUGUCUCUAUUGAAGACUUGGAGAAAAGUAAACAGGAAGUUUACGAUCAUAACAAUCGUAGGAAUUGGCCAAAUAAUAAAAAUAAACAGACAAUUUUAAAGAAAUGGAGAGUUGAUCAUAAUGACAAAACAAAAAUUACUGCAAGAUCAGAGAAAUUUCAGCUGAUUAAAGAUUAUAAACCAAUUGGGAGAGAAAAUAAUGAAAAACAGAAAAACUGGAUAUUUUUUAAAUAUGUCAAACAUCCUGUGGCGAAUGUUAGUGGGCACGUUUGGCGUGAAAAUGUUGUACGAAAAAAAUUAUCAAGCGAUUUAAAUGAAUUACAAAAAAAAUCAAAGACCGUUAAAAAAGACAAAAAAUAUCGGAGAAAAUUGUCACCAAGCCAUCUUGUACCUUACUCAGAUUAUGCGAAAGAAUUAAAUUUUCACCAAAUGGUUUUUAAUGUUCAACAUAAGAAGGGUCUUUUUCAUUCUCUCAACGAAACAAAACACGAAGAGGAAGUUGGCUCCAAUUACAAAAUUCCCGUAUCAAAUGAAACCGUGGCUGAAGUUAUUGUCAAUGAAACUAACCCGACGCAUCUUGAUUUUCACAUACGAUUUGGAGACAGCAAGAAAGGGAAAGACAAGACAAGUAUGAUGAAAAAGCAAUCGUUCAAUGAUAAGUACAACUAUACAUUUUCCAUUGACUAUAACAAUCAAAAUUCGAGCUUUACAAAAACUGGGCUUAUCAAAAAUUUUCAUAACAACAUCAACAAUGUACAGAGAACAAAAAUUAACCUUAUGGAACGCAAAGUAAGAGAAAGUGGCUUAUUUAACAAAAUCAAACAUUAUCGACGAAGUCAUAAAAAUAAUUCUCUUCAAAAACCAUUUCAAAACUUCCAGGAAAACAUUAAAAGCAUUGAAAAUAAAAAGAACCCAAAUAAAAAAAGACUAAACUAUUGGGUGUUCAGGAUUGAACCUAAAACUGCAAAUAAAAUGAGAAGGAACGUGAGUGAAGAGACACUAAAGAAAUUGAUUUUCAAGGUUAAUUAUAGAAAUGAAGACCAUGGAAACAAAACGAUUUCAUCAUUGAAUUCAAAAAAAUAUUUCAAUACAUUCUCCAGCUUCAAUAAUUUCAAUGAAAAGGUAUCGUUAAGGAACGCAACAAAGCAUAUUCAGAGUCACAAAUACUCCAUUUUAAACCUGUCAUCAUUAGCAAAAAGUAAACUACAUAAAAACAGAACACACUUGGUUAAUCAUUUUAAGCAUGUGGACAGAAUGUUGGGAAAAUCUUCCAUCUUAAACAUCCCAUAUGCUCAACAGUUGAAGAAACUUUUCAAUCGUUUAAAAUAUGUUUUCCAAACCGCAGUGAGUGCAAAAAAGUCGGGUGAAAAAAUGAUAAAUGUAAUUAAGGGUGUUGAUUCACGAAUGCAGCGUCUUGAGAGAAUCAUCAUGCAUCUUACAAAUGAAAAAGUUUCGUUAAAUAAUAUCCCUUCAAAGAUAGAUUCAACAAGGAGCAGUCAGAAUUUUAAUUCAUCAAUAUCAUCAAAAAUUUAUCUUGCGCUUAAAAACCUAUCUUCAAAACACAACGGGACGAUAAAAGGAAUACUACAAACAGUACAACAUUUGGAGGAAGCGUUUAAAGUUUAUGAAAAAGAUGAACACGUGAUAAAAUGUAAAAGUACAUCAACAAUUCUUGAGCAAAUCACCAUCAGCAAUGCUGUGGAAAAGCGAUAUAUUCAUUAUGAAAAUAUGAACAGUAUGGAAACAUGUGUAGAGAAAUGUUGUGAAUCUAAACGCUGCAACACAGCAUUGUUUGAAAAACGCAUUUGUUAUGCAAUUGACUGCAAACAUGAGGAGUGUUCGCUAACACAUGAUCCUAGAAUUAAUUCAAGUGUAGCUCUCGUUAAAAAAGAAACUCUUGCCGAACUUAGAUUUGUCAGCUCUUCAUCAUCUUUUGCGGAUAAUUGUGAAAUAAAACCACACGUUAUCUCAAAUUUAGUCAUUGGUAAAAAUGGAUUACACGGAAUUGUCACCUUAUAUGAAAAUGUUUCAGAUACAUGGUUGUGUGGUAUGCAAUGCUGCAGAGUACGAAACUGCAAUGUUGCUAUGAUUCAGUACGGUAAAUGUUACAUUGUAUCUUGCCUCUCAGAUGGACCAUGCUUUCAUUUUGAAGCAUUACAUGGCGAAAAAACAAUUUUGGUUUUCGUUAAAAGAUCUGCGUCAACGAUCUUGCACGCGUCAAGAAACAUAAGAUUAGACAAAUUUAAUGAUGAAGUCAGCUACGCAUAUCUUUACGAAAAUAUCGCCCCUCAAACCAUAUCUGCAAUGUUAAGACUAACGUCAAGAAAAAAAGAAAGCGCUGUUCUUUCAUCUUCACAGUCAAAUCCACCAUCAUUUAUCUCCAUGACCAAUAUGGUUAUCAAAGCUAACAAAACUAACAGCAAAUACAAUUUAGAAACAUUCAAAGAACAGCAUUCUACACAUCCAUCCCAAUCAAUUCAUUCAAAAAGUAAAAUAAACUUAGAAAUUUUAAAAGAGAACGCUGCUAGCAUUCAACCAAUAAACUUUUCAAAAAGUCACCAAAACAUCUCACUGUAUAAAAUUGUUUUGAAGAUGAGGAAUUUAUCUCUGGAACAAGGAAAUUUGAGGAAUAUUAUGCAUAAUCUCAACUAUAUUAAAAACGAUUCUUUGCAAAAUGUGACCAACGACAAAAAGCUAACAAAGAACAAUUUUAUUAAAGUUGUGUCUUCCAUAUAUGAUCCUUGGACAGUUCCGAAACAUUUUCAGAUAUAUAAAAAGUCACAAAACAUUGCCACACCAAAACUGAAGGAAUCACCGAUUGCCGUUAUUACAACUCCAGCCAUGAAUAGUUGGACGAUGGCAAAAUCCAGCAAUAACGUUUCUGUUAUUUCUUCUGCGGUAGUUAAUAAAUCAGCAUAUUUUAAAAAAUAUAUGGCUGAGGAAGUUGUCGAAGCUUUAUUUAGAUCAGGUAUUUCUCCUUUGAGUAAAGAGAAAAUUCGCGGUCUGAUGCACGAGCAGUAUUCAUUGAAUGAGCGCAUGAGAUAUCUCGAGUCAAUCAUUAAUAUCAAAGAUCAACCAGCAAGAAGUAUUUAUCAAAUGAAAAUCUCUAAUACACUACUUGCUACGUCAAUGUCACUGAACAAGAACAAAAGGCAUAUUUUCAAACGUCUUGGGUCAAUGAUUGCUACGCAAAAGCAUGUGCCAUUAGGUACAAUGUAUUCUGUUGAUAGCUCUAGUCUGCAUUUCAAUGCAACAUUGUUGUCGAGAGAUAGCAAAUGGAUUAGCUCUGGUGAUGUGGAAAAUUUUAGUGCUUACAGUAACUAUCAUUUAGAUGUAAAAUCAAUGAUCACAAAACACGAACCAAAUGAAUUCUCUUCCCUUAGAUGGUCGAAACAUAAUGAAAGCUACUCAAAAACCUUCUACACUAUAGCAAAUGCUAAUGAUGACCAUAAUCAUCUUAUUCCAAUGGAUUCAACAACUACAAAAGGCAAUCAUAAGUCGUUUGCCAUUUAUCCUUUUAAAACUACGUCGUAUUAUAGGAGAUUUAACGGUCAAAUUAUGAGUUAUGCGCCUCCUUAUUAUUCCGCACGUAUUAUUGAUGAAGAAAACAAGCUUUUGCAUUUGGAGUCGAGUAUUGUCAAACCUGUCAAUAUACCAAGUAUAAGUAUGAACACAUUAAUAAAAAGUCUCUCUGACAUAUCCAAUGAAUUUAUAUAUGUACCUGAUGAUGGAGACUAUGUUCUACAAAAUCUGAGAAGCAUUGUCCAGUUGGAUCUUGGACGUCACGCUCGAAAGAUAAUUUCAACAUCUUCUACAUACCGUGUUAGCCCCUCGUCCUAUUCACAUAUAACUGAAAUCAAGGACGACAUGAUUAAGAAUUACGAUACAAACAGAUUGUACGAAAAAACUAUGACUGAACUGAAAGACGCGUUGGAAUCACGAAUUCAUGAAAACAGCGUAAUAACAUGGAGUUCAAUAUCGCUUUCUAUACCUGCUCUGGAAUCGUUAAAGAAUACAAGAGCAUUCAUUUCACAGGGAGAAAAACUUAAACGUUAUUUUCAAGCUUUGAGUAACGUGAAUCAAGGAUUGAAAAUUUCACAUUAUUUGAGCGAAAACUAUAACGAGUCAAAGAACAAUAACGUGCAAACACAAAUUGGCGAACAUUUGGUACAAUUAAAUGAAGUCAUACAACAAAGACCAAACAAACCUUUCAAAAUAAAGAAAAGAGCAAAAGUAAAAAUUAACAGCGACAGUCUAACUAACAACAAAGUUAGAAAAGCGAGAGUAAAAAUUGCAAGUGAACAUAAUAUACAGUCCAGGAAAAGUAGGAAACGAGGGAAUUGUGUGAAAAGUCAUCCUUCCUUGAAUAUGAUACCAAAGAACUUUGGAUUACGAAAAUAUUUUGGGAUCGUAAAUUCAGUGGAAAGGUGUGUACACUUUUGUUGCGAAUGGAAUGGUUGCAAUCUUGCUUUCAUGGUGUUCAAUGAGUGUUUUGGUGUACUAUGCAAAAAUCAAUGCGAUCUUGUCCCAAAUUCAGAUGCAAAAUUUGUCACUAAGAUUGUCUACGUAAAAAGACACAAGGAUAUCAUGCAGUGGCUCGACACGAAAAACGAGGCACACGAAUUAUCAGCAUCUUUUGCCAAGAUUUUAUACAACAAAAAUAUCCUUAACAAAUCUGCAAAGGCUCCUCCUCGUAAACGUUUGUUUAUAACUUCAGACAAGUUGCAACAAAAAAAAGAAAAAAUGGAGCCGUUUAAAACGCUGGUGUUUGAUAAGUCUUACCACGAUAAAAAUACUUCUAAAAAUCUCAUCUAUUCAAAAGAGAAACGAGGUGAUAGUAAUAAACCUCGAAUCAAUGUUAAAGCUGCAGUAGAACCUUCUCAUAGUACGCAUAUAAGAGAGCAUUGUAUUCCCGGGAAAGUAGAACACGAUGUUACACUUAUUGGUGGAAUACAUGCUGGCAUAUAUACAGAGCAAGGAGAAGUGCUAAAUAUGAACGAGUGCAUUGAAUGGUGUUGUAAGAGAAUAAAAUGUGAUGUUGCUAUGUUGAUCAAAGGUAUAUGUUACACAGUUUCUUGUUUUAAUCUACAAAACUGCGCAAGCGCUCCAGUAAGGCGAAUACAAUAUCAUCCAAGUCUUGUACAUAUACGACGAAUUAAACAUUCCCCCCAGAGAAUUUAUUUUGACAACGACAAAGAUGUAUCAUUAGAGGAAAUAGUGGAGGGAUCUCAUCCAGCAAUGGUAGAAUAUAAACACCUUGGUGAUGAAGAGAAAAAUGAUCGCAAAAAUUCAUUGAUUGAAAAUGAAUUAGUCGAUCUUUUAACCGAACAAUCAUUGGUGACUCAUGACAAAGUACUUGAACCAACAAAAACUGAAGGUUUCUUAAAGCCAUCCUCGUCAAUUCAAUCAAUUAACGAUGUUUCUGAUGAUAGAAAUGUUGAGCCUAAUCAGGCAUUCCGCAGGCACACAGGGUUGUUAAAUGAAGUUGAUCCUCCCUCAUGCCUGCACUACCCGAUCUCUUACAAUGUUACGCUACGUCAUGGUUUGAGGUCGGGUUAUUUCAAAGACCAGGGGAGGGUCGACAAUUUUCAAGACUGCUUUCGCCAUUGUUGCCAGAUCGACGAAUGUGACUUGGUAUACAUGUUGCGUGACAAUUGCUUUUUAGUUGUAUGCUACGACAGUGAAUCAUGCGCAUUAGAACCAUCAUCUUUAUUAUCUGGUAUGAGAUUAGCAGCGGCGUUUGUUGUAAAAAGUAAGAAAGUUAAAUUAAAAGGAGCGUCUCAAAUGUCUGCUCUCCCCGUGUACGAUGAAAUUGGUAUGAUGUAUCAACCAGGGUACAACAGAAAGAUACAGUCCAGCCUACUUAAUGAUGCACGAAGAAAUGAAGAUGUUAAUCCCUAUCUCCAGGCAAAAUAUUAUGAACCUGCAACACCGUAUGAAUAUCUUUCUUAUUCAAACUUUGAAAAAGCACGACCUCGUAAAAAUUUUGCUGGUUAUAACCGCGGUUCACCGACAACACAUAUCCACCCACAAAAGACAGAAGAAAACUCUGACAAAUUGCCUGAUUGUAUUCCAGGUCCUGAUCGGUAUUUUACUACUGUGCGUGGUGGACUAAAUCAUGUGUUUGUCACAGAUGUUGGAAUUGUGACAAGCAUGAAAUCAUGCAAGGAAUUUUGUUGUCAGAAGUCUGACUGUGAUGUUGCUUUGCUACAAGACCAACGAUGUUUACUUGUGUCUUGCAUAAAACGUGAGCUAUGUGAGGACAUACCUUCUAGAGGUAUACGUGGUAUUGCUCGCCUCUCACAUAUUACACGAAGAAAAAGAUCUCUACAAAGUAACAAGAAUGUGAGAACAAGAGGAACUUAUCUUAAAGAUGAUGAAGUUAAAGACAAUUGGCGCGAAAGACUUACGUACGGAAAUGAAAAUAUGCAAAAUAAAAUUGUAAAUGAUAAUAAUUAUUUGGAGACGAAAGAAGAUAACGAUGACUUCAGUAGUGAACGCAAAACCACAAAACUCAAUGGUGAUAGAGAUAUUUCAACACCCUCUCAGCUAUUAGAACCAAAUGGUGGUGAUAUGAAAGUUAUAAUGAAAGUCAUAGAAAAGGAGAAAAACAUGAAUUUAAUGUUGGAAAUAUCGCGAACAACCACAGCAAGAAAAAUAGUGAUUUGGACUCACAGUCAAAGAUGAUCCAGUUUUUGUUUGAUUUGUUGAAAGAAAACGGCACUCACACGGACUUCAAAAAGCAAAAAGAAUUUAUGGGUAACUCAGCAAACGAAGCUGUAAAAUCCAGUUUGACUACACAGAUGCAAAGCAAAA